AUGCUUGCCAUCACCGUUGGCUAUAUUGUCUGUACGGGACUGUACAAAGAAACAUGGACUGGCUGGUCUUGGGAAGCUCUGGAGCAAUGGGGACAGUUCCUAUACCUGGCUGUGGCAGGACUCAUCAUGAUCGCCAUCGAGUGGUGGAGUUUUGAAAUAGGACUCUUCCUAAACGGAAUAAUCGGGGAAGUAGAACUUGGUGCCACAUCCGUCGUAUUUCAGUUGGAGCAAAUAAUCUACAUGGUGCCAUACGGAAUGGGCGUCGCCAGUAGCAUCCGGGUAGGCCACAGUCUAGGUGCUGGUAACGCCAAGGCUGCCAAGACUACGGCCAUGACAUCACAGUUGUUGGCUUGGCUGUGUCUUCUGGUCACGGCUACAGUGAUCCUCUCAAUGAAGAAUCUCCUCCCGUUACUUUUCACACAAGACCCAGAGGUGAUCCCAAUGGCAUCCUCUAUACUCCCGAUCCUGGUGAUCAUCUUAUUUUUGGAUUCCAUUGUUGCUACCUCCAUGGGGACGUUACGAGGGUGCGGAAGACAGUGGACAGCGGCCAUCUGUAACGCUGUGGGCUACUUAGGAAUAUCCAUCCCCAUAGCGGUUGUCUUUAUGUUCAUCGUUGGCAUUGGGGCCUUCGGAUUUUGGUGGGCAAUGUGCCUGGGAAUAUCGCCGACGGCCUGUCUCUACAUAUACUUUCUAACCCGUCGAAUAAACUGGGAUAAUGAGGUUCACAAGGCGCGGGAGCGAACAACUACUCGACGGAAAGUGAAAGUCAUCGAGGAAACAGCACCUUUGAUAUCAGAUGAAACAAACGUCGACGAGACCGCAGAUGGCAAAACGGGACAACCAAACGGGACUCGUCUGAGUGAAGCGUUAGAUUACGAGAGAACAAUGAGUACUGAUGAAUCCGUGUUCAGAAAGCGAUUGAUUGUGUUGGUCGUGAAGAGAGUCUUUGGGUGUUUGUCUGUCCUCGCCUUGUUUGUGGCGUCAAUUUGCAUUCGGUUAUUUGUUCCUCUGCCAGCAGAACCAUCUAUUAUCCCUGCAAUGAACGUAACCAUGGCAACCGCAACAUCCCCGGAUUACGACAUUUAA
This is a messenger RNA of Liolophura sinensis, 1086 nucleotides long. RefSeq names its product multidrug and toxin extrusion protein 1-like. Gene Ontology annotation, molecular function: xenobiotic transmembrane transporter activity; antiporter activity. Gene Ontology annotation, biological process: transmembrane transport. The transcript is spliced from 10 exons. The record is from RefSeq and is a predicted model, not a curated record. NCBI's taxonomy places the organism in Eukaryota, Metazoa, Mollusca, Polyplacophora, Chitonida, Chitonidae. Gene Ontology annotation, cellular component: membrane. Bases 1 to 1086 code for a protein of 361 amino acids.